Acaulospora morrowiae is the source of this 1868-nucleotide messenger RNA. NCBI's taxonomy places the organism in Eukaryota, Fungi, Glomeromycota, Glomeromycetes, Diversisporales, Acaulosporaceae. The record is from the annotation of a GenBank genome assembly.
AGCUCCGAACACCGUUAGGAGCAAUCAUUGGUGUAUUAUCAGCAUUUGAAGAUACUCCGCUAACUAAGGAUCAGAAAGAAAUGGUUCAUAUAAUGACACGUGCAUCCGACGUUGUUCUAUCUGUGGUCAAUAAUAUUCUUGAUGCGGCAAAACUUGAAGCGCAGAAAAUCACGCUCUUAAAUAGAACUUUUGACCUACUUCAGGUGGUCGAAGAGACCCUCUAUAUACUUGGAGAGAAGGCAGGCAAUAAACAAAUUGAAUUGGUUUUACGCUACGAUCACAAGACCUUGCCAAAAUAUGUGAAGUCAGAUCCCGACAGAUUACAACAGGUCUUGAUAAAUUUAUUGUCUAAUUCCGUAAAGUUUACAGAGACUGGUGAGGUGGUUCUCCGGAUCUCAAUGGCUUCGUCAAAUAAGUCAGCGAUAGAAGAAAAUAUUGUUGAGAAAGACACAUUAUUCGUGGAAAUAAUUGACACUGGCAUUGGAAUAGAUUCCAAGUUUAUUAAACACAUAUGGGAAAGUUUUGCACAAGCAGAUUCAUCAAUGACGAGACGUCAUGAUGGUACGGGGCUGGGCCUUUCAAUUUGCCGGCAUUUGGUAACCAUAAACGGAGGUGAAUUGGGAGUCACAAGUGAAUUGAGAAAGGGAAGUCGAUUUUGGUUCACCUGGAAUGUCGAGUUGUUGCAAACACAACCAAAUGCAAAUAUUCAACCCAGCUUAUCACUUUCUUCAACCUUGCGAUCCGAACGCAUUCUAGUGAUUGAUCCCGUAAACACGACUCGUAACACUUUAGUUGAAUUUAUUGAGGAUCACGUUAAACGAGUUGACGCAUUUGACACUGCUGAAAAGGGUGUCGCGUCUGCGGAAAUGUGGAAGGAGCAACGUAAUGAAGUAUAUGAUCUUGUAUUUUUCAACAUUGUUGAAGGAAAUGUCGAAGAUGUUAUUAAAGCAACGAAGGAAUUAAAAAGGAUAAGUGGAGAAUACCGACUGUGCAUAGUGUUAAUGGUCUUCUGGUCAGUCAGAGGACGUACACUCGGGAGGGAAAUAAUGAAUGAAGUUGGAGGCCAAAUCACCACAAUAUACAAACCAAUAAUGCAAAACCGAGUAUUAGAAUGCUUAUACAACAAUAAAUCAAUGACCAAUGAAGUUUAUGAUUUCAAUGUCGUUAAAUCCUUGACGGAUUUAAAAGUGGAAAAGUAUUAUCAUCAUAAUAGGCCUUCAGCACACAUAAACAGAAGCAAAGAUUUAUCCUUAAAAAGUAAUGAAAAUACCGAUAAGCUAAAGGGUAUAGGAGAAAUAAAUAAUGGAGAAUCAAAUCAAGAGAGAACUGAGACACUCAAACGACCAACUUUAAAAAGAAUGUCUUCUGGGGCUGAUGAGAUUUCCAGUGAAGAUGAUCACACGUCGAAAUCAAGAACGCGUCCCACUUCAAAAUCAAAAUGUGUACUAUGUGUAGAAGAUAAUCCCAUCAACCUAAAAGUUAUACAACAUCAACUCACAAAACUUGGAUAUCGAUCAUUGUCUGCAACAAACGGGCAGGAAGCCGUAAAUUUAAUAAACAAUUUUGUAAAUCACUCAAAUGAAGGAGAUCCAUCUUCAUCCUCACCUAAUUUACCUUCCGACUGUCGUGAAAAAAUUUCUUUGGUCUUGAUGGAUUGCGCAAUGCCAGUGAUGUCAGGAUAUGAAGCUUCAAAAGCCAUAAGAGAAAUGGAAUCUCCAAUAUCACAAGUACCAAUUAUCGCACUAACGGCUUCAGCCAUUGAGGGUUCGAAAGAAAAAUGUCUUGAAUCAGGGAUGAAUGACUUUAUGACAAAACCGCUGAAGAUGUCGCAACUUAAAGAAAUGUUGAAUAAAUGGUUAUGCGAUUGA